Messenger RNA from Aspergillus aculeatus ATCC 16872, 1450 nucleotides. RefSeq lists its product as uncharacterized. Bases 304 to 1083 code for a protein of 259 amino acids. Gene Ontology annotation, cellular component: cell tip; Golgi to plasma membrane transport vesicle. Gene Ontology annotation, biological process: exocytosis. The transcript is spliced from 2 exons. Gene Ontology annotation, molecular function: guanyl-nucleotide exchange factor activity. The record is from RefSeq and is a predicted model, not a curated record. Lineage: Eukaryota; Fungi; Ascomycota; Eurotiomycetes; Eurotiales; Aspergillaceae.
UUUUCUCUCCCCCUACCGACUGAGUUACCCAGCCAAGUCACUCCUUUGCCCCCUCUUGAUCGGUCUUUCUCCUGCUUGGCGUUUUCUUCUUCUAGCCGUCUUUCAAUCUUCUAUUUAUACUCGUGUUCUGUGUUCCAUUUUCUCCUACCGCUAGGUUUCACGCCGACCCCCAAGUCUAAACUUCCGCCUCCUGCAACACGGUCCGACGUCCUUUCAUUUCCGCAGCUUAGUUUCCACGAUUUGUCUCCUGAAGUUGCUGUUCAUAUCUCGUCCUUAUCGGCCAACCUCUCAUGAAUUACGAAUAUGUCAACCACGACGACCACCGCUCUGGCGUCCACCAUGCUGGUCGGUACCCUGCCCACUAUGACACACGCCGGAAUGAUGCCAGGCAAGACCUGCCCGACCUGUGGAUAUGACCGACUCUCCUCGGAAAGCAGACCAAUCGAUCAAGCACAAUAUCGCGUGAAAGAAUUAGAAGGGCAACUUGAGUUUCUCAACGUCCAGGCGACACAAAUGGCCGAGAGAAUGGCCGAAUAUGAAGAAGAGAUCCGUCGCCUCCGCGCUCAAUCCACCGCACAAAGUUCCCGAAAUGGCUCCUCUAUAUCCUCCACCUCGUCGACCCAAUACAACAGAAUAACAGACCUGUCAAUGUCGCCUCCCUCGUCGCAGACCUCUCCGAAGUCACAUGGCCAACAUAGCGGGCGCUUAUCCACGCUGACCUCCCUGUUGCCCUCCCGCCGACCCGGCGCCCCGAGCGCAAUCCAGCCCCAGCCAAUAAUCUCUCCACCGCCGAUCACCAGCUACGAGGAAACAUUGGAACUACAAAACGCACUCAACCGAGAACAGAGCCUGCGCAAGGCCGCCGAAACACAAUUGUCGCAAGCCAGCACGGAGUUGGAGGAAUUGACGGCGCAACUGUUCAGCCAAGCGAAUGAGAUGGUCGCGCAGGAGCGCAAGGCAAGAGCGAGACUUGAGGAGCGGGUGGCGGUACUGGAGCGCCGGGAUGUCGAGAAGAGGACCCGACUUGAGCGCUUAGAAAAGGCAAUGGAAAGGGUCGAAAGGAUCCGAGCUAUGGUUGGCUAGCGAUUCGAAGGAUGCACACGUGAGGAUUGUGGACGCUCCGGACUAUACCCCCUUUCUGUGCCUGUCUUGUUCUGGGUCUCCGUCCAUGCUUUCAGAUUAAUACUCCCAGUCUUAUACCCAUACCCCUCUUCUGGCUUUAUUUUUGGCGCUUGGUUACUUGGUAUGCCCUUUCGAGUUUGACAUGCGAUACGACCUGAUGGGUCAAUGGGUCACCCUGCUUAUGAGUGACGAUUCUGCAUCGUGUUCUGGUGACAGGCGUUCUGUUUAUUCAUUGGUAUCCUUGCAUAAAGCGAUUGCAUUGUUUUUUUAAUCUAUGUACUCUAUUGGCUUUCCGAAGGUUAUACCUCGUCAAAAUACUCUUUCUUAU